Cannabis sativa is the source of this 1033-nucleotide messenger RNA. Its product is annotated as proteasome subunit beta type-7-B-like. Gene Ontology annotation, cellular component: proteasome core complex. The transcript is spliced from 8 exons. Lineage: Eukaryota; Viridiplantae; Streptophyta; Magnoliopsida; Rosales; Cannabaceae. The record is from RefSeq and is a predicted model, not a curated record. Bases 146 to 976 code for a protein of 276 amino acids. Gene Ontology annotation, molecular function: threonine-type endopeptidase activity.
UUGUCCUCGAAGCAAAAGGAGGAGAGACUGGUGGUUCUUUUAAGAGGAACAACCCAACUGAUCUUCUUCUCAAAUCGGUUUCUUCUUCUCAAAUCGAUUAGGGUUUAUACUCUUCCAACUCUCUCUCUUUCUCUCUCAGCUCAUAAUGUCGAAGAGUGAUGUCACAUCCAACCCCAAGGGUGGGUUCAGUUAUGAUCUUUGCAGAAGAAACGCUAUGCUUUCGGAGAAAGGUUUAGAGCCACCGCCUUUUCGAAAGACUGGUACUACCAUUGUUGGUCUAGUUUUUCAGGAUGGUGUCAUUCUUGGUGCAGAUACAAGAGCCACUGAAGGUCCCAUAGUUUGUGAUAAGAACUGUGAAAAAAUUCAUUAUAUGGCUCCCGAAAUUUACUGUUGUGGUGCCGGAAUUGCUGCUGAUACUGAGGCGGUAACAGAUUUGGUCAGUUCCCAACUAGUGCUUCAUGCCUAUAACACUGGAAGAAAAUCAAGGGUUAUUACUGCCCUGAAUCUACUUAGGAAACAUCUAACGGAGUAUAAAGGUAGUAUCUCAGCAACUUUGAUCCUCGGCGGUGUUGAUGUCACUGGGCCUCAUUUACAUACUAUCGAUCCUCAUGGUGCUAUGAAUACAUUGCCCUUUGAUGCAAAGGGUUCUGGUUCUCUUGCAGCAAUCUCAGUAUUUGAGACUAAAUACAAAGAAGGGCUCACUAGGGAUGAAGGAGUGAAGAUGGUAAGUGAGGCAAUAUGCUCUGGCAUUUUUAACGACUUGGGCAGUGGAAGCAAUGUCGAUAUUUGCGUAAUAACCAAGGGACACACAGAGUAUUUGAGGAACCAUUUGAUGCCCAAUCAUCCUCCAACCUUUGUCAGUGAAAAAAAUAAGGAACAUAAAUUCUCUGAGAAGUUUGAAGUUCUUUCAACAAAGGUUACUCCAUUGAAGGAGAAGGCUGAAAUAAUUGAAGAAGGAAAUUCAAUGGAAGAGUGAAAAGUGUGGAGAACCAAAUGAGUAUUUCUUCUAAUAAGUUUUAAGAAUGGAAUAAAU